Molecule: messenger RNA, 927 nt
Organism: Trifolium pratense (red clover)
Lineage: Eukaryota; Viridiplantae; Streptophyta; Magnoliopsida; Fabales; Fabaceae
Product: ethylene-responsive transcription factor ERF118-like
Exons: 1
Coding region: 1-927 (308 amino acids)
Biological process (GO): regulation of DNA-templated transcription
Molecular function (GO): DNA binding; DNA-binding transcription factor activity
Source: RefSeq, a predicted model, not a curated record
AUGGGUCCUCCACCAAAUCGCAAACAAAAGUUAUCUUAUGUCACUGAAAGAACAAGAAGAUUGAAAGUUGUCUACGAUGAUCCUGACGCAACAGAUUCGUCGUCGGAUGAAGCAAAUUACCAACCAAUGAUGAGGAAGAGAGUUGUUCUUGAAUUUGCACUCCCUGAUGUUAGUGUUACUGAAAAAAAGGUUGAUAAUGUACUGAGCAAGAGUAAGAGUUCUGCAAAGACAACGACAACUCCGAUAGUGAAAGGAAAAUCAAGCAAAUACAAAGGUGUUCGAAUGAGAAAAUGGGGUCGAUGGGCUGCUGAAAUUCGUAAUCCGCUUAAAGGUACUCGUGAAUGGUUAGGAACUUUCAACACUGCUGAAGAGGCUUCCAAAGCUUAUGAAAAUAAAAAACUUGAAUUUGAAGCCAUAACUAAGAAGAUGUGUAAAGGGAAGAAAAACACUAGCUAUAAUAGUGUUGUUACCUCUUUGAAUGGCUCAAAGAGUGAUACUGAUACUUCGAAUACAACAUCUUCUUUGCCCGAAUUGGUUAAUUCGGUUUCUGAUGUGAUUGAGAGUGGUAUGCUCUCGAUCAAUGAAGCUAUUGUUGAGAGUCUCGAGACUAAUAAUCAUCUGGAGGGUGAAUUUUUGGAACAUAAUGUGGUCGACAUAAGUCCUUUGAAUGUAGUGCCACAAUCGGAUCGCAAUUUGGAUACUACAUCUCGGUUUGACUUGGAUUGGUUAACAUUUGAUGGUUCGGGUCAGGGGUUGGAUGAUCUUGGUUGCCUUGACGACCUUCCGUAUUGUGAUUUUGAUGAUAACAACGGACCUAUUGAUAUUCCGGAUUUUAAUUUCGAUGAUAUUAUUGGUGCUGAUGAGAGUGUUGAUGAUGAUGAGAUUGCUAGUUGGUUUAAAGAUUUCCCAGAGAAGCCAUGUCUAUAA